AUGAAGGUCAAGACUUCGGCUUCUUAUCGUUUCUGCUUUCCGGAUAGGCUAUGUUCAAGGUUGAAUCUUCGAAAUGCAGAGACUCUAGCUCAUUACCACUCCGCCCCAAGCCAUGAUUUCCAGAUGCAUGCUCUUGGAAGCGUCACCCCCUUCCCGAGGGCACCUAUCACGCCUGUCAAGAAUGCCCUCUUCAACACUCAGCAAUUUACGCCCUGCCUUAGCCUAGCCCUAACUGUUUGUUCACUAUUCAAUCUUCCAGCGUUUCGCCAACCUUGCUUGGUGGCUAAGUUUGGGCUAGACUUUGAGGGUGUCAUUUUUGCAACGGCGAGGCUUCUAGCGGAAGCCUUGAAUUCUUCCCUUCCUCUCGUCACAAUAACCAUGACAGGACGAUUAACUGCUCUCCGAAUCGAACUAUCGCUAUUCAACGAUCCACCAUUAACCCCUCCAGUAGGUCAAGACCCUCAAUCUAACACUCUGAGACUAGCAUUACAGUUCUGCCUGCCCCUACCCAGCCAUUUCUCUGCAACCAACACCGACACGACUCACAAAGCAGACAAGAAACUUAUAAUUUGGCUGACGGAGUUUGAAAUUCAAAGGAGAUAG
Lindgomyces ingoldianus is the source of this 603-nucleotide messenger RNA. RefSeq lists its product as uncharacterized. The record is from RefSeq and is a predicted model, not a curated record. The coding region runs from base 1 to 603 and encodes 200 amino acids. The transcript is spliced from 6 exons. Lineage: Eukaryota; Fungi; Ascomycota; Dothideomycetes; Pleosporales; Lindgomycetaceae.